AUGGCUCCAGGGAAUGACUCUUUCAUGACUCAGUUCAUUUUAGUAGGAUUAACAGACCAAUCAGUUCUUCAGCUCCCCCUGUUUUUCCUGUUUCUAGUAAUGUAUGUGGUCACUGUGAUGGGAAAUUUGAGCUUGAUCAUCCUAAUUGGGCUGAGUUCACACCUACACACACCUAUGUACUUUUUCCUGUUUAAUUUGUCCUUAAUAGAUCUCUGUUAUUCUUCUGUUUUUACACCUAAAAUGCUGAUCAACAUCAUAUCAAAGAAGAUUAUCUCCUACAUGGGGUGCAUGACUCAGCUUUACUUCUUCAUUUUUUUUGGUAUUUCUGAAUGCUAUGUGCUGACAUCAAUGGCCUAUGACCGCUAUGUGGCCAUCUGUAGCCCACUCUUGUAUAAUGCUGCCAUGUCCCCUAAAGUGUGUUCCAGCCUUAUGCUCAUUUCCUACUUGAUGGCCUUUCUGGAUGCCAUGACCCUUAUUGGAGGCAUGUUGAGACUGACCUUCUGUGAUGCAAACACUAUCAACCAUUAUUUGUGUGAUACCUACCCUCUGCUCCAGCUCUCCUGCACGAGUACCUACAUCCUUGAGCUGGAAAUAAUCAUCGUGUCAGGAAUCAACAUCAUUCUUCCCAGUCUCACCAUCUUUGUCUCUUAUGGCCUCAUCCUCUCCAACAUCCUUCACAUCAGCUCCAGAGAGGGCAGGUCUAAAGCCUUCAGCACCUGCAGUUCCCACAUCAUUGCUGUUUCUCUGUUCUUUGGAUCUAGUGCAUUUGUGUAUCUCAAACCAUCUUCUAUGCCCAUGAAUAAGGGAAAAUUCUCUUCUGUCUUUUACACCAACGUGGUUCCCAUGAUCAAUCCCUUAAUUUACAGCUUAAGAAACAAAGACGUUAAACUUGCUCUGAGAAAAGUCCUGAGGAUGGUGAAGUUUAGAUCAGAGACAUUAUCU
Molecule: messenger RNA, 942 nt
Organism: Odocoileus virginianus texanus
Lineage: Eukaryota; Metazoa; Chordata; Mammalia; Artiodactyla; Cervidae
Product: olfactory receptor 8B3-like
Biological process (GO): G protein-coupled receptor signaling pathway; sensory perception of smell
Cellular component (GO): membrane
Molecular function (GO): olfactory receptor activity; G protein-coupled receptor activity; odorant binding
Source: RefSeq, a predicted model, not a curated record